Molecule: messenger RNA, 1372 nt
Organism: Onychostoma macrolepis
Lineage: Eukaryota; Metazoa; Chordata; Actinopteri; Cypriniformes; Cyprinidae
Gene: b2ml
Product: beta-2-microglobulin, like
Exons: 4
Coding region: 109-459 (116 amino acids)
Biological process (GO): antigen processing and presentation of exogenous peptide antigen via MHC class II; peptide antigen assembly with MHC class II protein complex; positive regulation of T cell activation
Cellular component (GO): MHC class II protein complex
Molecular function (GO): MHC class II protein complex binding
Source: RefSeq, a predicted model, not a curated record
CCGUCUUGCAGCGUUUUGUGUUCAGACAGAAAGUAGGCUACAGGAGGCCAGACGUGAAGUCGACGGACGAACAGAAUAAUAGAGAUCAGAUACAUUGCAUUGAACACCAUGUUUAAACUCGCUGUAGUCGCUCUUGUGCUUCUCAGCGCCAGCUGUUUUGCCAAACAAUCUGACCCCAAAGUGCAGGUGUACAGCCGCAACCCCGGAGAGUAUGGGAAAAAAAACACGCUGAUCUGCUACGUCAGUGGCUUUCACCCCCCUGACAUCACCAUUAAGCUCCUGAAGAACAAACAAGAGAUCCCGGGCAGCCACCAGACCGACCUGGCCUUCGAGCAGGGCUGGCAGUUCCACCUGACCAAGUAUGUGGACUUCACCCCCCAGGUGGGAGAGGAGUACACCUGCAGCGUCAGUCACAUGAAUAAGCCAGAAAAAUCUUUCACAUGGGAACCUGACAUGUGAACAUACAACAAUUCCUGGAAGUAACAGUUCAUUCUCUUCAGCUUCCCUCCAAAACGUCAAUCCUGCUUCGAUUUCUUUUGUUAAUUUAGGGGUGUCCAGUCCUGCAGAGUUCAGCUCUAGCCUGCUCCAACACGCCUGUCUGGAAGUUUCUGGUAACUCUGAAGACCUUGAUUUUAGCAGGUUCAGGUGUGUUUAAUUGGAGCUAAACUCUGCAGGAUAGUUACAGCAGUAGAUCCACCCCUGAUAUCAUUUCUCAGCUUCUCUGUUUGGGACAGGGGUGUCUGAUCCUGCUCUCAGAAGGCUGGUGUCGUGCAGAUAUUAACUCCAGAACUAAUCAAACACUCCUGAACCAGGACUGGACACCCCUGCUUUAGGAUAUGCUGCCUGUGUUGCAGACUGCAAUAUGUUUUCUUUUACACGAUGAGGACAAAUGUCUAACUUUAUAAUCUACUUAAAUUGUUUUUUUUGGUGUGUAUCUUGAUAUAAUUAGUAGGGUGACAGAUGAAGAACAUUUACUAUAUGUCUGCAAUAUAUAUCAGCAAUUUUCUAAAACCUUGGGUGAGGAAUUUCUUGCCUUAAUUUAGUCUUUAUAACAAUAGCACUUAAACAUCUUAAUGUCUUUUGUUUUGAAAUGUAUUUAAAAUUAAUUUGAAGAUUCAGGAGAGGUGACUUUUUAGACCAUUUAAUUGGUAUAAUUGCUGCAUACAUGCUCAAACAUGUUUUUUAGUGUUUAAUAGCCUAUAGCUUCCAGCUUUUGGAAAGAUGUAGUGUCUCCAUAAAUAAAUCAGAGUUUCGAUCAGUGACAAAAGAUUAAAAAUUUGAAACGUAAGCCAAAUUCUGUUCAUGAUUUAUGAACAUAACUGACUGUAGAAUGCCUUGCAAUUCAGUUCAAUAAAAUAUUGUUCCUUCUUAA